AUGUCACAUCCGCAUUCACAUAGCAUAUACCUAUCUGAACUGCCCGUCAGGAAACCUCAGACCAUGGGCAAUCCUCUUUUGAGGAAGAUUCAAAGAGCUUGCAGAAUGUCACUAGCUGAACCAGACUUGGCGUUAAAUCUUGACAUUGCUGACUACAUUAAUGAAAAACAGGGCGCUGCUCCUAGGGAUGCUGCCAUUGCGCUCGCUAAAUUGAUCAACAAUAGAGAAUCGCACGUUGCAAUAUUCGCGUUAUCUCUAUUAGACGUGCUCGUCAAGAAUUGUGGAUACCCAUUCCACUUGCAAAUUUCUAGAAAAGAGUUUUUGAAUGAAUUGGUCAAGAGAUUCCCAGGUCACCCACCUUUACGUUAUUCCAAGAUUCAGAGAUUGAUUUUGACUGCCAUUGAAGAAUGGUAUCAAACAAUCUGUAAGCACUCAAGUUACAAGAAUGAUAUGGGUUAUAUUAGAGACAUGCAUCGUUUGUUGAAAUACAAGGGUUAUGCAUUCCCAAAAAUCAGUGAAUCUGACCUAGCGGUUUUGAAGCCUAGUAAUCAAUUGAAGACAGCCAGUGAAAUUCAAAAAGAACAGGAAAUUGCUCAAGCUGCAAAACUGGAAGAACUGAUUAGACGCGGUAAGCCUGAAGAUUUGAGAGAAGCUAACAAAUUGAUGAAAAUCAUGGCGGGUUUCAAAGAAGACAAUGCAGUUCAAGCUAAACAGGCCAUCUCCAGCGAAUUGAACAAAUUGAAACGUAAGGCUGAUCUACUGAAUGAAAUGCUGGAAUCACCUGACUCACAAAAUUGGGAUAAUGAGACUACUCAAGAACUUCACAGUGCAUUAAAAGUAGCUCAACCAAAAUUUCAAAAGAUCAUUGAAGAAGAACAGGAAGACGAUGAGUUAGUGCAGGAUUUACUGAAGUUUAAUGAUACAGUUAAUCUAUUAUUGGAAAAAUUCAGUUUAUUGAAAAACGGUAACUCCAAUGCUGCUUCACAAAUACACCCAAGCCACGUUUCUGCUCCGUUACAACAAUCUUCUGGUGCUUUAACCAAUGAAAUCAACUUAAUCGAUUUCAACGACUUGGACGAAACACCCUCUCAAGGUAACAACAACACCAACGGUACUGGUACGCCAGCAGCAGCAGAAACAUCUGUUAAUGACUUACUGGGCGAUUUGACCGAUUUAUCUAUUUCGAACACUCAGAGUGCUAACCAAACAUCCUUUGGUCUGGGAGGCGAUAUCGUGUUGGGGUCCUCUCAACCAGCACCACCAAUUACUACUACUAACAACUCAAAUAACACUUUGGAUCUUUUGGGACUUUCAAGCCCUCAACCACCAACCAAUGCUCAAGCACCAAACAGCAAUGGGAUUGACCUUUUGUCAGGAUUCAACACGACGACAAGUACUGCUACCGCGCCCGCAAGAACCCUGGUCAAUCAGUCUUCUAAGUUGAAGAUUGAGUUCGAAAUAUCUAGGGAAUCCAGCUCAGUUAUAAGGAUAAAUUCGUUUUUCACAAACUUGAGCUCGUCGCCAAUCUCCAAUUUAGUUUUCUUAUUGGCAGUACCCAAGUCAAUGGCAUUGAGAUUGCAACCUCAAUCAAGUAAUUUUAUGGUCGGUGACGCUAAAGAUGGUAUCACUCAAGAAGGCACAAUAGAAAACGCUCCAGCUGGUUCUUCAAAGGCUUUGAAAGUCAAGUGGAAAGUUAACUAUUCUGUCAACUCCACUCAAACUGAAGAAACUGCUGUUUUUACAUUACCUAAUGUGUAA
Molecule: messenger RNA, 1758 nt
Organism: Saccharomyces paradoxus
Lineage: Eukaryota; Fungi; Ascomycota; Saccharomycetes; Saccharomycetales; Saccharomycetaceae
Gene: GGA2
Product: phosphatidylinositol 4-phosphate-binding protein
Exons: 1
Coding region: 1-1758 (585 amino acids)
Biological process (GO): Golgi to endosome transport; Golgi to vacuole transport; protein transport to vacuole involved in ubiquitin-dependent protein catabolic process via the multivesicular body sorting pathway
Cellular component (GO): trans-Golgi network
Molecular function (GO): phosphatidylinositol binding; ubiquitin binding
Source: RefSeq, a predicted model, not a curated record